UGACUAAAGGAUGCCAGACAAAAUGUUCUCUUUUUAAGUAGUUUUUAAUUAAAUGAUUUAAACAUAUAAUUAUAUAUAGUAAGUCAUAGUGAUAUAAAUUUUAUGAAAACUGUUUAAUACUCUGUUAAUUAAUCCGUGAAAAUUCGUGAUUAAUAUACCUUAACCGUGCUCAAUAUACAUAUGAAAAAUAAACUUUUUACAAACGGCAGUUAUUUUGUUUUCCAGUACAAGCUUCCAAUAUAAGUACUUCUAGAAUUGAAAAUGAACUCGAAAAAAUCUCCGUCUCAAGAAAUGCAAUGGGUUACUCCAAAUAAAAAUGAUAUUAUGCAUAAUAUUGUUUCGAUGAGAAGUCCUGUUUCAUUUACAACUCCAGUGAAACAAGCAGAUAAGAGAUUUAAAUCUUAUAAAAAUAGUUCUGCAUGUUUUACCCUUUUGCCUAAUCACAUUACUCCACCUUCUGGAUUAACGAAAUUUGUAGCAAGAAAUCCUUUUGAAUCGGAAUUAACCAACAGGUUACAUUUGUCUGUAAUUAGUCCAACUGUCUUUACGAAGGUCUCUGAUACUUCGCCAGAAUCCAAUGGAUUUAGUUGGAAUAUAGAUGAAUUGGCUAAUAUACAGCCGGCAAAAAUCGAAGAAUUUCCAAUUCAGCAGCCACAUUGCACUGAUCCAGAAAUUGAGAGGGAAGCUCAGGAUGCAAUUGAUAGAUUCUUCAGAGGGAAUCAAAUUAUUCCCAGUCCUUGGGAUAAUGGUGAGAAAAACAAUUUUAGGAAAACUGAUAUGCAAACACCACUUAGAGGUUACAGUGAUACUGCCAAGGAGUCACAGAGUUUGAAAAAAGACUCUUGGUCGCAGACAACUUUAUCUCUUCCGCCAAAUUUACCUCCACAUGUCGAAGAAAUUUUGAAACCUUAUUUCACAUUUACUCAGGAACAAAAUGUGGAGAGUGAUGAGGCAAAUUCAAGUGGUAAUAGUUCUUUAAGAAGAAAACUAUUUGCUCACGACGAUACUCAUGAGGAUGACACGGAAUCUUCAUUUUUAUUGUCACCGAUACAUUCGCGAAGUAUGAUUCAUUGCAGUCCUAUGCAAAGUGGAAUGCUUAAUCAUGGAACACCAUUGAGAGGUAAUUCGGGAAAUUUACGAAGGAAUCAUGGAACUCCUUUAGCUUUUGAUAACAUGUCACCUGUAAAUAUGUCACCAAUUAGCGAAGCUGCUGAUGAAAUGUCAUACGACAGUGUCAAAUCUCGUGUACGAACUGCAGCCCGAUUGGAUUUUACAACCGACAUGAGUAUCGAUAUGUCUGUCAGGGAAGUUGAUAAACUCGAGGAAAGUCAAAAAGAACCUACAGAUAAUGUUAAAAAUAAACCAGUGGAAAUAGAAAAACAUAUUUUCAACGAAGAAAAUCAAACAAUUGACAUGACAAUGCAUUUGGAGAAUUCAUAUCAAUCAAAAAUCAAGGAAAAAGAGAAUUUUCCCCCAAAUUAUGAAUGUGAUUCUUUAUUGAAAAGACCAAAAUUCAUCAACGAUUGGAGUAAAACUAUUUCCAGUGAUAAUAAUUGUACAUAUCAACAAAAUUUCACUCUAUCAGUAACAUCGAAUCAAAAUAGUGUUUUUAAUUCCGCUCAAGAUACAGGUUAUCAUACUUGUAGUAUAAAUAAUACGACCAAUAACACCGAGAGUUACACCACAUCAUCGAUUAUUCACGAAAGAUUUCACUGGGAUGAAAAAUUAUUACCAUCUGAAGAUGGACUUAUCGAAUGGAAGGAAAAUAUGAAAUACAUGUGUAGUUCAACACCGUCGAAAUUUCUACGUGAAUGAAAUAUUCAAGGACAGUGAGUUAAUUUUUUUUGUUUUUACAAAAAAAAAUAUUACAAUUAAUUAAA
This is a messenger RNA of Leptopilina heterotoma, 1880 nucleotides long. RefSeq names its product protein aurora borealis (gene bora). The record is from RefSeq and is a predicted model, not a curated record. Gene Ontology annotation, cellular component: nucleus; cytoplasm. The transcript is spliced from 7 exons. Gene Ontology annotation, molecular function: protein kinase binding. NCBI's taxonomy places the organism in Eukaryota, Metazoa, Arthropoda, Insecta, Hymenoptera, Figitidae. Bases 262 to 1815 code for a protein of 517 amino acids. Gene Ontology annotation, biological process: regulation of mitotic spindle organization; activation of protein kinase activity; regulation of mitotic nuclear division.